CUUCUUCAUCGGUUUAUUAAAAUUUGAAAAAUUGUUAAAAUUGUGUUAAUAUUUUUCGCAAUUCAGCAAUUAUAAUAUCGACUUUUAAUAAGCUUUUUGGCCGUUGAAAAAUAUUAUUUUCAUUUUAUUAUGAGUAGCACUAGUUUACCUGCGGAUUGUUCAAAGCAAUGGGAAAUUUUGCUGUUGUUGUUAUCCUCAGAAGAGAAAAAAAUCGAUAGGACUACAGAAAAUGAAAUCGAUACUAUGAACUAUUACUACAACAAUGAAGGUGUUAAGAAAAUCCUGUCCCAAUGGUUGCAGCAAAUGAACAUGAGUUAUGCCAGGAAAACCAGUGACAGUGAUACGGCUUUAAAAUGCAACCAGGUGUCCCUGCUCUGGAGGCAGAAAGGGAAUGACAAAUAUCAUGCAAAUCUGAUUGAAGAAAGCUACCAAUGUUAUUCAAAGAGUGUUAUAUAUGCUAAACAAAAUGAAACAGAAUAUGCUUUGGCGCUUGCAAAUAGAUCUGCUGCGCUAUUACGGCUGAAAAGAUUUAAGGAGUGCCUGUCAGAUAUUGAACUAUCAAUCAAGAAUGGUUACAAGCGGGAACUGCUGCACAAGCUUCUGUUACGACGAGCUGAUUGCCACAUCGAACUUCACCAACGAACGGAGGCUCAAGCAUCUAUCAACGACGCCUCAGUACAUGCACAUUCACUCAAACUAUCAGUAUCACAAACAGCCGAAUUCGAGCGUCACGUGAAAAUGUUAGAGAGGAAGUUACUUGCUAUUGAGGGGAAGGAAGAAGAAGAUGAUACUGUGGUGCUGCCGGAGUGCCACAUGGGGCUGAAUCCUGACUUUAAUGCUGCGUCUAAUGCUAUUGAGUUGCGACGAAGCGACACAGUGGGCCGGCACGUGGUGACCAAGGAGGCUCUGAAGCGCGGCGACGUGCUGUUCUCGGAGGAGCCCUACGCGUGGGUGAGCCUGCCCUCCGAGGAGCCCGUCUGCGAGAUGUGCUGCCAGCCGGACAUCAACCCUUUGCCAUGCAUCAGAUGCUCCCGCAGUGUCUAUUGCAGCGAGGAAUGUAGAUCGAGGGCGUACACCAUGUUCCAUAGAUACGAGUGUGUUGGUGCACAGAGCGACCUGUUCCCCACUAUUGGGAUCGCGCACUUGGCUCUGAGAGUGCUGCUAAUAAGUGCGUAUAAUGGAUUUCCCGCGCCGCCCCAACGCCUACCGAAUCCGACAACCGCAUCAGAAUUGUUCAAGAGUUACGGGCGUGUGUGCAACAUACAGAUAUACAAGAGCGACCAGCCGAACUUCUACAGGAUGUUUAAUUUGAUCACUAACUUCGAUAAGAUGAACAAUACGGAUUAUAUACAGUAUGCUCUGACGGCGACGACGCUCACGUUGUACCUGGAGAAGUUCACGUCAUUCUUCGAGAGCUUUCCGUCUAAAGUCACGUGUACACUGAGCGAUUCGGAGCUCCGUCUGUUCGCGGCGUCCAUUAUCUUGAGGAGUUUGGGCCAGCUGGUGUGCAAUGGACACGCGGCAUUAAGUCUGAGCACGACGAGUGAAGAUGGGAAUGGUCGUACUUUCACUGAGAGAGAAGUGAGACGCGCUACAGCGAUAUACCCGUCGGCGGCCAUGAUGAAUCACUCCUGUGAUCCCAAUAUUAUUAACAGGUUCUACAAGAAUCGGCUGAUAAUAGUGGCGUCGCGCGAGCUGUCCGCCGGCGCCGGCGUGCACAACUGCUACGGGCCGCACCGCGCGCGCGAGCCGACCGCCGCGCGGCGCGCCGCCCUGCGCGCGCAGUACAUGUUCCACUGCGCGUGCGCCGCCUGCGCUCCCAGGGACCGGGACACUAGUUUGGUGUUCAGCGCAUACGCGUGCCAGUCGUGCAAGGGUCCAGUCACGUGGCAGGGCAAAACGGCGAAGUGCCAGCAGUGCCAGACCGCCUUCCAUCCGGAGAAGGCGCUGGCUUUGCUGGACCGAGCAGAAGAGCUGGCAGUGCAAGCGGACAGCGCGCCGACAGCGGAGCAGCGCUGCGAGCGGAUGCACGCGUCGUACCGCCUGAAGCAGCAGGUGUGGCACCGGCAGCACGGCUCGCUGCGGGCGGCCGCCGACCGGCUGGCGAGGAUCUACGCGGACGUUGGUGAAUUCAGCAAAAGCGUGGAGCUCAUCAAACAAAACAUACAAAGUCUCGAGUAUCAGUUUGGUUCUUUUAGUGUGGAGGUUGCGCACGAACUGCGUAAACUAUCAGACGUGAUGCUGGAGAGAAUUAUACACUCGCCUCGACACACUGACUACAGAGAUUGGUGUUUAGAAACGCACAAAAUAGUGAAGAAAGCGGUGCAGCUGAUGGAACUGAACUACGGCUCUUGGGAGCCUCUGGUGAAGCGGCUGAAGAAGCAAGAAGCGUUCGUGGCCUCGCUCGUUGCUGACACCAGGUCUAAUGACGCUACGGACUGUAUACACCACAACUUCCACUAUAACCUCAAGAUAUAAACAUUAAGAAGCAAAGGGUUAGAAAUUAGUCUCAAUUUUAUCUCGUAUUGAGUUCUGGCUAUAUCGUGGAAAAUUCUGUUAAGAGUAUGAGUUAGAACAGAAAAUUCUGGAGUUUUGCGAUUUUCUCAACUUUCUAUGAACUAUUAAGGAUUGAAAGUAUGUAUAUAUAUAACCAUUAAGGAUUGAAAAAUUUUCAUGUAUUUUUUUUUCAAUAGUACAUUACUUUUAAAAUAACAGAGUGCUAAAUUCCAGGAUAGCUAUGAAAAAAGUAGGGAAUUAUUGUGAUCCCUAAAAAAAACUAGUAUGAUUUUACAGUAACCUAUAUACCUAAAUGCGAAGUAGGGAAUUCCGUAUGUUCUGUAUGUAUUUUGAGGAUGUAUUAUUUAAUUAAAAUUUCAAAUUCCACUAUUUUAAUACUUUAUUACUAAGAAGAUUUAGUAAGUUUAUUUAGGUUUGUAGUUUUACAAUUAAUUUUUACUGAAAAUUCUAGAAAUAAACACGUAAAGAAACAAAUAAAAUUGUAUCAAGUGACAAUAUGACGCUAAAGAUACAAUAUUAUUCAUUUUUUUUAUUUUUAUUUCCUUAUCUUUUCCCUCAUUAAACUUCCCAGUAUUAAUUUUGGGACAUUGAAAAACUAUUGCGUUUGUUUAGGACAAAUAUGAUUUAGUUUCUUUCUAAUAUAAGGAUUGGGAUGCUGAAUAUACUAUUAUAAGCCAAGU
This is a messenger RNA of Zerene cesonia (dogface butterfly), 3197 nucleotides long. Its product is annotated as SET and MYND domain-containing protein 4-like. Lineage: Eukaryota; Metazoa; Arthropoda; Insecta; Lepidoptera; Pieridae. The coding region runs from base 130 to 2478 and encodes 782 amino acids. The record is from RefSeq and is a predicted model, not a curated record. Gene Ontology annotation, molecular function: protein binding. The transcript has 15 exons.